Molecule: messenger RNA, 1419 nt
Organism: Ceraceosorus guamensis
Lineage: Eukaryota; Fungi; Basidiomycota; Exobasidiomycetes; Ceraceosorales; Ceraceosoraceae
Exons: 4
Coding region: 1-1419 (472 amino acids)
Biological process (GO): translational termination
Cellular component (GO): mitochondrion
Molecular function (GO): translation release factor activity
Source: RefSeq, a predicted model, not a curated record
AUGUCGCCUGUAUUGCAAGCGCGCAUACCUCUUGCCAUUCAAGCUAGAAGCAACCACACGCUCAUACCCUUCCCAGCAUCGGAUCAAGCAUCUCGCAAAGCUCCAACGCCCGUGAUUUUCCUCACUUGCAGAAGGCUAGACAUCCUAGCCUCCAUUCGCGAUGCAACGGAGAGAAAGUCGGAGCAAGAAAGACAAAGAUCUGAGAAUGUUCAUGCGAAGCGACCUGGAGAUGGUCCACCCAGCUGGUGGCCUUUACCUUUGCAUCACUGGGCUGACAAAUUCUCAAAAGGAGGUUGGCAGGGCUUUUUGAUGGAUCUGGAUGAGGAUCUGACUUGGUCAGCGUCGGAGGAUAAUGUUGAGGUCGAGACUUGGAUGGACCGUGGAGCUUCAGAGCUAUCCGAACUUGUGCGAGGCGUUUCUGCUUUCCCACCCCUUCUCAUCGCUCACGGCGCGGCUUGCGUGGUGGCAGAACAAUACGUUGCUAGCAAUCCCGUCUCGGGAUUGAUCCUGCACGAUCCACCGCUAUCCAUUGCUCGCGCGAGGCAACGCGGACUCUUCGUUCCCGAGGAAGUCCUUCCCAUAGAGGAACCGACGUACGAACCUCGCUUCGCGACGAUUUGUACCUGGUCCGCGGCCGAGUUGAAGCGGCACAAAGAGGAGGAGCAAGUGCCGUACUACGAGGUGCACAGGCUGGAACAUCUUCGAGAAGAAGAAGCCAGCGAGGCUUUGGAUAGGGUGAUCUGGGAGCUGAAGAGUGACGAGGACGCUGACAAGGUCAUCGAGUGGGCAGAAGAAGAGGCUGGCCUCGCCGCUGGCGAUCAAGCCGCCGCACUGGCUGAAGAAUGUCAGGACUCGGAAUUGGACGUGAAUGCUCUACUAAGAGAGGUCGAAGCUGACGAGCAAGAGGCCAAGUCCGACGAGGAUGCCAUGCCAAGUGAGGAGGAAGGGCAAGAAGAAGCGAUGUCAGCAGCAGCAGCCGACACGAGCGCGGAUUCGGCGUAUAUGCACAGUAGCGCACCGAAAGCGAGAGCGCUGCCAUCAUGGUUCGACGAGUCGAUGGGCUAUCGAAUCACCUCUUCCUCCAAAGAACCCAUCCUCAUACCCCCUUCUCACCUCAUCGAGACGUUCAUUCGAGGCAGCGGUCCAGGCGGUCAAGCGAUCAACAAGCUCUCCACCAACGUUUCCUUGCUGCACAAACCUAGCGGUACGAGGAUCACUUGCCAAGAGACCAGGUCGCGGGAUACGAACAGGAUGCUGGCUAGGCGGAAAAUGUCAAAGGCGAUCGAUGAGAUUGUGAGGGGCGAGCAGAGCGCGGAGCGGGUCAAGAGGGAAAAGGAGAGGAGAAAGGCAUUGAAUAGGAAGAAGAAGAGCAAGAGAAAGUAUAGAGCUUUGAAAGAGGCCCAGCAGGAAUUGGAAUGA